Fonsecaea nubica is the source of this 1635-nucleotide messenger RNA. RefSeq lists its product as hypothetical. Gene Ontology annotation, biological process: DNA-templated transcription. The transcript has a single exon. The coding region runs from base 1 to 1635 and encodes 544 amino acids. The record is from RefSeq and is a predicted model, not a curated record. Gene Ontology annotation, molecular function: zinc ion binding; DNA binding. Lineage: Eukaryota; Fungi; Ascomycota; Eurotiomycetes; Chaetothyriales; Herpotrichiellaceae.
AUGCGGUCCCGCCGGGAGACUGCCACUAGCACGCAGUCGACGGAGGCUAUAGAGCGCGCAGAGCUGCAACCAUCUGCAUCACCGGGAUCGGUGGGCUAUCUGGGAGAGGAGAGCAUGAUGCUCCAGAAUCCCAGCGCGCUCCAGGUUGACGACGAGACCGAAGCAGAGACGGCCAAGUUCUACUCGAAGGCUUUGAUGGCCACUGGCGCAGUAACCUUGCCCUCACACAUGAUGGUGGCCGCACUGACUGAUGCUUACUUUGAACACAUUCAUCCCCACCAACCCCUCAUCGACCGAACAGACUUUGGGCGUUUUCAGUCGCCUCUGCUGGUGCACACUGUCUGCAUGCUUGCAAGUGCUUAUGGUCACCGACGAGGAGGAAUAAGCCAGCUGAGUGCGGCUAAGAAGCACUACCUGAAGGCAAAGAUGCUGCUGGCUGCCGAGCAUGAACGAAAUAAAUUGGUGGUUCUCAAAGCGCUCUGUCUCAUGACAAGUCGAAGCAUGACCGAACCAACAGUCAUCUGCCUAGACAGCCUGUGGCAUUGGCUAGGGGUGGCAUCGCGCUAUGCAAUCCACAUGGGUCUUCACAAAGAAGCAACCUACAGCGGCAACCAAGAUGCUGGAACCCGUCGAAGGAUGUGGUGGCAUCUCUUUGUAGGAAUGGCCUCCCCAAGUGCGCACUCGAUGCUGACGUUGCUCCAGAAUCAGGACAAGUUAGUGUCCUUCUGUUACGGGCGGCCCUUGAUGAUUCAUAUGCAUGACACCGACGUUCAACCGCUGUCGCAACGCGACUUUCCCAACGAACAUCCAGACAAUAACAUCUUCAUCGAGAGAACCAAGCUUUGCAUGAUUUUUGGUCAACUCGCUGACGGACGAUACAAUCCCAACUUGAGCUACCGAGAUAUCGUGCCUAUUGGACAAGCCUUUGAGACCUGGGUCUGCGAGUUGCCGGCAGACUUGACUCUGCAGCACACAGACUCGAGGCCAUAUCGUCGAGUGGUUUCUGAGUUGCACAUUUUAUACUACGGCUGCUUAUUGAUCUACCAAUUGUCUCUGAUGAAGGUGGAGCCAGUCUCCAGCUCGGCCAGGGCUACCUUCGAAGAGUGCAUCCAGACCGCGUCACAUCUAAUCCGUGUUUUCGAAGAAAUUCAAUGCAGAAACGACCUUGUUUAUCUGGCACCGAUCAACGCUUGGUUUUGUUACCUAGCCGGAGUGGUACAAAUCCGCGCUCGCGCUACAUUUCCCGGCCAAGCAGAAGGGUUUGAUGACAACCUGGAAAUUGUCAGGACAGUCUUGCAGGAGCUGUCCGCAACGGUUCCAAGCUCUGCCCUGGUCCUCGGCAACCUCAAACGCGCGGAGCUCUCUGGCGGAACUCUACCUGGCCAGUAUUCCACCCAUCCCGCCCACCCAGCAGCAGACGGGUUGGGCAAUUCCGGCGCGACCAAUGAUGAAAACAUUACAGCCGAAUCUCUCGCAGGUCCCGACGGUCGCCGGAGUACUUCGAACCUUAUGGGUGGUCUCAACGAAGGGAUGGACAGCAGUUCUCUCUUUUUGCCUGGGAAUCUCAUUGCAGAUGGUUUCGUCAACUUCGACUUCGGAGAUGUUUUUGUGGACCAAAUAUUUCAGUACCAGUGA